Messenger RNA from Pneumocystis carinii B80, 1511 nucleotides. RefSeq lists its product as hypothetical. Lineage: Eukaryota; Fungi; Ascomycota; Pneumocystomycetes; Pneumocystales; Pneumocystaceae. The record is from RefSeq and is a predicted model, not a curated record. Bases 64 to 1467 code for a protein of 467 amino acids. The transcript has a single exon.
UACAAAGAAGAAUAGCGUAAAACAAUGCAUAUAGAAGAAAAAAGUGAGCAUAUAGCCUAAGAAAUGACGCAUAUACCCAUUACAACAGCAGAAUAUUUGACGCAUAGACUCCAUCAAUUAGCAUGUAAAGAAGCUAACCAAGAAACGGAUAACAGCUGUAAGGAGACACGUGGAAGGGAUUCAUGUUCGUCUCCAAGCAUAUCGUUGUUAUCAAUGUUUCUUUCAUCACCCAAAGCAGGUCUUCCAGAAGUAUCGAAUCUUGAUCUUUUAUCAGACCACGAGUCAACGAGCGGACAUUCUACACCUACGCCACCUUUAAUGCUUCGAUUUGCACCGAAAUCGAGCGUUAAGUUUGUACCGCCGUCUCAGAAACCAAAUAUCCAUGAAUUGGUUCAUACGUUAUCACCGAUUCUGCAACAACCCUAUUUUCCUCAUAUUUCUCAAGUAGAACCUGUAGGAGAUAAGUCUCAAUACAGUGUUCGAUUUGCAGCUGCUCAAAAAGAGAGAAAUAUGCAAGCACAAGUACUGAGACCUUCAAAAGAAGAAUUGAUAAAAGAUUCAGGAAUAAGCACGAAAAAAAUAUUAAAAAAUGGGUUAGUAGAGGAGGAAAAGAAAAAUAUGGAUAUUUCGGAUGAUUCGAAGGGGCAGUCGAAGCCUUCAGUUAAGAUUCUUUUAGAGAAUGUGCUUCCAAAAGAAAGAAUGAGUUUUGUAGGGGUUGAGGACGAGACAGAUGACGAUUAUGAACAGUUAGAGGAUGAAGAGGAAAAAGAAAUUCAAGAAGAGGCAGAUGAUUUAUAUGAAAGUUUUUAUCGGAAUCAAAAUAUCGAAGAAACAAGUCAUAAUGUAAUAAGUCAAUCGUUUGAACCUACUUCAUAUGAAGAAAUGACGGCAACUUCUUAUGAUUCCUUGAAAAAACCUACGUUAUCAUUGAUUAACUGCGUCAAUCAAUCUCCUGAAUACUUAACGACUUCAUCUAAGAAUAAUAAAUUUCAAGAUGAUACAGAUUUUAUUUUGGGAAAUUUGGAUGAGGAUCAGGUCAUUUCUCCCAAAGAGGGCUCAAAUAUUCAAAGAUCUAUAGAAGAAUCCAAGAUAAUAACACCACAUGACAUUGAUCCUACUUUUCCAUAUUCUGAUACAGAAGAAAGCGAUAAUCCAGACAAUAGCGUUUUCGAAAUACAACAGCAUACAUUAUAUCAUCAUUCACCACCACUCAGGAUAAAAAAAAAUAAAAUACUAUCUAUCAAAUCAUUAUCAGGACAAAAAAAGGAUUUUCAUGAAAAAGAAUAUUUUAAAAAAUAUUUUGAAAAAAGCAAAAUUCAUACCAUUAAUAUACCAUUGCAUAAGAAUAAUCAUCGGAAGCAUUCUAAAAGCAAUAACAACAACAAAAUUAAAUAUCCUUACGGAGUUAAAGAGAUUAAAAAAAAAAAUAGUUUAUAUAACUCAGAGUCUUUCUAUAUAAGUUUUUAGAGAUAUACUAACACAAGAUUUUGUCUUUUUAUUUUAUUUCUUAC